Centruroides sculpturatus (bark scorpion) is the source of this 2103-nucleotide messenger RNA. RefSeq names its product venom factor-like. Gene Ontology annotation, molecular function: endopeptidase inhibitor activity. The transcript has 16 exons. The coding region runs from base 34 to 2103 and encodes 689 amino acids. The record is from RefSeq and is a predicted model, not a curated record. Lineage: Eukaryota; Metazoa; Arthropoda; Arachnida; Scorpiones; Buthidae.
AACAUUUUAUAUGUAAAGUGCCAAGAAUCCAAUAUGUCGAAACAUAUUUCCUUCGAUUACUUUCAUAUUUUGUGCUCGUACUUAUUUCUAGUAACAUCAUUGGUAUUGUUCGAUGUGGCAUUUACAUGUCCCAAGAAAUCUUCACCGAAACCACCGGCAGAUCCCGAAAGGAUAUUUAUAGCAGCACCAAAGUCGAUUCGUCUUGAUACAAAUCAAGGAAUUGCUAUUAUUGGAACUGAAGAUGAAGAACUAACGAUCUCUUUGAAAGAUUAUUCUGGAGAGACGACAGUUUUUUACUACUCCAGCGUUAGUCUUCAGAAAGGCAUUCCAGCAGUUGUAAAUAUGUUUAUAUCUUCCGUCUACUUUCAAGAAAUUGAUUUUAAAAAUAGCAACGUUGACUUAUACGUAGCUCUCGUGGUAGAAAGUAAGAACUUCAAGAAAAGUUUUAAAUUGAAAGUACUUUACGAAAGCGGUUAUUUAUUCAUCCAAACUGAUAAACCGAUAUACAAUCCUGAACAAGAAGUUAAAAUUCGUGUAAUACCAUUAAAUGAAGAUUUGUUACAAAAGAAUACUCCAGUUCGUGUCCGGAUUAGGAAUCCUCAGAGCGUUAUCGUUCACGAAAAAGUCUUUCCUCAACCAUGGAAAACUAAUAAUACAGAGUUUCCAACAUUGAAUUACAAAUUUCCUCCUUAUCCACUGUUAGGAAGUUGGUCAGUUAGUGCAGAUUAUGGAAUCAAUCAACGUACUUCUGUUUCCUUUAUCGUUGAAGAAUAUGUUUUGCCAGCUUACAGAGUUCAAAUUAAAGCUCCUAGCUUUAUUUUGCCUAAACCUGAUACAAUAUACAUUAAGGUUCUUGCAGAAUAUUAUUAUGGAAAGAAAGUUAAUGGAAUGGCUUCAUAUAAGAUCAGCAUACAGAGAAGUGCAUCAGAACAUAUAAGUGAAUUAUUAAAUAUUAAUAAAACUGUAGAAAACGGAGAGUCAUUGUUAUCUUUUAAUUUAACUGAUGUUGUAAACCUUAAUGAUUUUCCGUAUGACAGUACACUGCUUGUCGAUGUUUCUGUUACAGACAAUGUUACAGGAAACGUUGUGCAAUCCGUUGACAAGCAUUGUAAAUUUAUAAAAUCUCCAUACUCAAUAUCACUUAAAGAAACGAUCAAUGACUUUAAGCGGAAUGUGAAAACUGCUAUAGUGGCCGAUGUCACUUAUCCAGAUGGGAAACCAGCAACAAACAUCCUUACAUCCAUAACAGCUAAAACUGAUAGAGGUGAAGAGAUACGUGUUUACGAUUCCAAGCGUAGAACUGAUGAAGAAGGACGUGUUAUAUAUUUUCUGUAUCCUCCAGCAAAUUCUGAUAGCUUUUUUGUUACCGUUUCCACCAAUGAUGAGUCAUAUACAUUCAAAGAACAGGCUUCAAAGAGUCUUACAGUUUAUAAAUACGAAUCUGAUUCUUAUAUUGCAAUAUCGAGAACUGAAACAGCGAGAAAGCUGAAAGUUGGCGAAACAUUUGCAGCAUCGGUAUUCACUCAUCCAAAUGAUAAAUUUGACAAUUUCUUUUUCGUAGUGAUGUCUCGGGGAAAAAUAGAGUUAUUCAGAAAUAUUCCAAAACGCGAGUCGGCAAAUAUACAAUUGGAAUUUGUAGUUACAGCAGAAAUGGCACCUGUCUUGAGAAUCGUAGUAUUUUCUUUACAAGAAAACAAAGAACUUCUGAUCGACUCUCUUCGAAUGUAUGUGGAAAAUGCUUGCAAUCCCAAAAGCCAGGUGUCAGUAGAAACAAACUUUCCAGCAUUGGAACCAGGCAAGAAAGGAACGUUUAUACUAAAAGGAGAACCUACAACUAAAAUUGGAAUGUUAGCUGUAGAUAAAGCAGUGUACGGAUUGAAAAAUAAUGAGAGAUUAACGAAAGAAAAAAUUUUUAAAAGUAUUUCGACUCGUGAUUUGGGAUUUAGUCCAGGUGGUGGAAUAAAUCCAUCAUCUGUAUUAUCCAGAACAGGAAUAACAAUUUUUGUAAUUUAUGAUAAAAGAUACAACAAAAGAGAAAACAACGGCGGAAGAGGAAAUCGUACGUAUAUAAAAUUUAUUUUCUCAAUGAUAAUUGGUUCAUGA